Acanthosepion pharaonis is the source of this 4041-nucleotide messenger RNA. The record is from the annotation of a GenBank genome assembly. NCBI's taxonomy places the organism in Eukaryota, Metazoa, Mollusca, Cephalopoda, Sepiida, Sepiidae.
AUGCUGAAGCGGGCUUCCUUCAACAUCCCUUCUUUCGUUCUUCAUUAUGUCAUUAAUGGUCAAGACUGGCCGGAAGGGGACGAAGUCUAUCACAGCUGGAUCAGUGUUCCAACCUUGUUGAUAAACGGCCGGGAGGAUACAUUUGCCACACUGGACGACGCUAAACUCAUGAAAGCGACCAUUCAUGGAUCGAAGCUGGAAAUAGUGGACGAGGCAAGUCACAUGGUGAUGCUGGAGGCACCAGAUAAGGUGAACAAACUGAUUCUGGACUUUAUCUGUUCGCGCGGAUCGCACAAAUUACCCGACGUGAAGGAGUCGGCCGAAGAAGGACAAGAGAGCCCACUGAAGACGAUUUCUGCGUGCAGUUACGGCAGUGGGGUAGGUGGUAAGGCCGUUCCCACUUUUCACCUUCACCAGCACCAGCACACUGUCCCGCAAUACUACGGAGCGCCUGAGGAGCGGUCGAAAACACCGACUCAGUCCCCAAGAUCGAAUGUCAUGGCGGCCAGAACGGCGACGAUGUCCUCUUCCCAGCCGCCGGUCACGGUUGAAAGUGAAAGACGAAAAUAUGCAGAAGAGGGUGAAGUUGAUUUUUACACACCGAAAAGCUUCAAUGAAGAGACGGUGGCACGAGGUAACUCGACCCCUUGGCAAAAAUGGUCGAAAAAGCAGCAGAAAUCAAGUUAUGACAAUGCGAGCUACGAGUCGGAUGAAUCAGUAGAAGAAUAUUAUUAUUAUAAGGACCAGUAUGGUAAUCAUCAUUACGUUAGCGCUACAGAAUACGCUAGACAGUUUCCCCACCAGCAACUGCCGCCAGUCGAUUACCGAACGAACGAAGUUGAAAUGGAAGUAUCUACAUUUGACAUUCCGGCAUUUGAGGAUAUCUCCGUCGACCAGUCGACAGAUACGGACGGAAAUAUUGCGGAAGGGGAUAGCACUCCUGAUUACUCCCCCGCAAAGGUUUAUCCAGUAGAGAUCAACACUAACCAUCCAAAUGACUUAAACACAGAUGGAAGCCCCGGAUAUAUGGAGUUCCGAAAAACUAAUCUUUCUGAUAACGAGUCACUGGAGAAGACCUGCGAAGAUCCGUCUAGUUUUAGGGAAACUUACGUUCGGGAGAUUGACGAAAACCAACCGCCUAGAUUCUCUGUUCCAGAGCUACAGUAUUGCGAAGAGUGUUUACAAAAAAAGGACAAUUCUAAGAAAAUGAAAGACUGUGAGAAAUGCAUCAGUAUUAAUAUGUCUGCUGCCGGAUACAGGAACCAUCAAAAUAGUAACACCCGUCGCCAGUCGGUAACUCUGGCCUUAGGACGACAAAGGAGUGAUUCUCUGGACUAUCUCGGACAAGAGCAGCUGAUUAUUAUUACUUGCUACGAUGAAACCGAGGAGGAAGAGAUAAGCAUCUCGUCGUCAGCCGAAGAUGCCUACAACGACAGAUGGCGUCGUUCCAACGAAGAGCAGAGCAAUCAGAGAGCGACACGUCAUGACGACCGCAAUGGCGUGCCAGAGGUAGAAGAGGUCACGUGCAAAAAGCCGACUUUACCAACCUUGGAUGAAGGAGAUGAAUACUCUCCAAUUGCUAGUCCGACUGUUGGGGUAAGAAAAUGCAGGCAGGAGAGUGAACCGGUCAAAAAGCAAAACACGCCUCGUGAAGACUUGGUGAGAAGCUUACAUAUGGAGCUUCUAGCCAAGGUCAACAAACGCAACCGGGUGUGCGAAGAAAGAAAAAUCCCUGAAGUAGAGGUGAGUAAAUCGGAUACGAACUCGUCUCCUGCUUCGGAGCCAUCUUCUGAAGAAGGCGUCAUCUGUCGAAGCUCCUCAUUUUUAGAAUCAAAAAAACUGAUGGAAGCUCACUUCUCAAAGCCUGCGUUCAAGAUGCAAGCCAGGUACCCUCUGCCGACAUUAACUCUAAGUGGUAGAAGUUCCCUUAGCGAAGGACCGCCGAACAGAGAUAUAUUAAAAGAUUUAAGUCCCAAGUCCGAAUGUUCGAAUUAUUCCCCGUCACCAAUUAGGCGUGAACAAUCUGAGAAUAACAUCUUAGAAAGCAGUCCAUCUUUCUUGCAAUCAAAGCGAGCCAUUCAGGAACAUUUUUCCAAAGUUGGUCUAAGCAGUCCUAUGUCCCGUCCGUUUUCCUCUCCAAAUUUAGUUAGCUAUGGAAACGGAUCUUAUCUUCACGGCAUUUCCCCACAAAAGGACCGCAAGCUAUCCAAUUCUUCCCCGUCUUCGCUAGGGAAACCACUCACCAGCCCAGGAAAGGCGAUAACCUCCAAGCUAUGCCCUUCCGACGACGAAUGUCAAACUUCACAAAGCCCCGGUGUGAGUGAAUCGGCCGAGAAACGCCGAAAACGAGAAAGUGAGUCGGUCUCUCCUAAAAAGUCCAAAACGCCAGGGGAAUCGGUUGAAUCAGAAAAUGUCGCCUCAUCUGACUCGUCUUCUGGAUCGAGUAGUCCGAUUAAAAUUUCGCUCAGCCUCAGUGAGUGGGCCGAGAGACAUUUGAAGAUAAUUGCAGCAUCUCUUUCUCCGUCAAGUUCACCACAUAAGGAUAAUUCGAAUAAAGAUAUCAGCCCAACUAGUCCUUCAGGGAAACAUAUAGUCGGAAUGGAAGAAAAAGGACCCAGGAGUUCCCUGAGCCUUAAUGAUUGGGCUGAGAGGCAUUUGAAGUUGGUCGGAUUCCAAUUGUCUCCCUCGCGUAAUGUUUCAGGAAAAUUCGAAGACGAGACUCGUACUUCCCCCGAGAAAGACGGUGCCGCCAGCGACAGAGCUCAAGAACAAGAUGUCCCAAAAGAUGCAGGGAUGAAAAGGCUCUCCGCGAAUGAAAGCGAAAAGGUAAUAACAAAAUCGACGAUAAACUCGGAUAAUGGUUCAGUAAAAAAUGAGGUUAAAUGCUCUCAGGAACGUAAGUCUAGUGAACUUAGUCUUAGCGAGUGGGCUGAACGUCAUGUUAGGAAAAUCGAAGAAAUGAAUUCAAGAUCUCCAAAAAUCAUGCAAGUAACACAUUCCGAUGCUGAAUCAAGUCCUGUGUGUGCAUAUGGUUCACUUCGAACACCGGAAAGAAGCGGAAAACCAAUCAGAAAAAUCUCUACCCUCGCUCUGAACGAAUGGGCCGAGAAACAUAUUCGAGCAAUUUCUGAACAGAGGCUUGUCACUGGACCACCGAAAGAGGAAAACGUAUUUUCAAAAGAUAAUAAGAAUGAAAAUGAAGAACCAAAAAAUAGUCAAGAGUCUGCAACUUCGACGGUCCAAUCUGAUCACAGCAAUUCUUUACCAAUUCCGCAAAAUGAAGACCAAUUUCCAGAUCCCGAGGAAGAAAUUUCCAAAGAAAUAAACAUCAAUACUUCGUUUACCGAUGCCCGUAAAGGUAGCAAAUCCGAAAAUGACCAUGAUCUGAAUGUUUGUAAAUUGGACAAGUCUGUAAUUACACAGGAAAUCGGAUCCUCUCACCAAUCAUGUCUUAUAAAUAAACCAGUCUUCUCUAAUCUGCAAGAGACCACAGUACCAGAGCCGGUCAUAGACGUCGACCUGCAGAUGAAAUCGUGUGUCGACACCUUAACCGAUACACCGAUCUCAGAAGAGUCAUCAAGUGCCAUUCACCAGCGGCGGCGGUCCUCGUCGUCACAAUCGCAAGUCGUCCAGGAACACGGACAAGAUAAUAAGGACGACGGUUCUCAGUUUCUAAGUAGCAACAACGCCGCUAACAACAACAACAACAACAUCAACAACAAUAACAGCAACAGUAACAACAACAACGCCGAGCUUGGACAGACGUUAUCUCGUGAACGGAGCAGAAGCCCAACUUUUGAUGAUAACAGCAAUGUAGUCGCGUCCACAAGUAUUUCACAGGAAGACAAAGAGACGGACGAGAAAGACGCAGCUUUGAGCGAGGAACAACAGAGUUGCUGCUAUCAGUCAGUUGACAAAGCCAUGACAACAGACAACGACAAUAACAGGAUCAAGUCACAUACGACUUCAGUUGCGACGACGGAUUCAGAUAGCCCAUCCCUUAACAAAGUGUCCAAUGAAAUUGCUUACACAACAAUCUGA